UUAUGCUAGUGGAUGAAUCAGUUCAGACCAGUAGAGAAAUGGAGAGAAAAGCGUUUGAAGAUAGAGUUAUCAGAGAAGGAAUGCAAUUGUGGAAAAAACAGAGGCAGUUCGAGAGCGAGAAGAAACUUCAAGAACAAAAAGAGAUGAGAGAUAUGUUAGAGCGAUACUGGCCUUGGGGGAGAGGGGAGGAUGCUAAACCUAGGGGUUUACGCAACCUUCGACUGGAGGAACUAUUUCCCAAUAAGGAUUAUUUGAAUGCGAAACGAUUUGUUGGAACAUUAGAUUCAGGAAGAGGUGGUGGUGGAGCGCCAGUCUUCAAUAAGGGAAAGCAAAUAACAAGAACACGUGAAGAUCCUAUUUUGAGAUUUCAGUUCGGUAGUAAAGAUCUCCGGCGAUGUGUAGAUAAUACUCUGAGGUAUAAAACGAACAAAGAAGAUCAGCAAGAAUAUAAAAAAGAUCUAGAUAAACUAGUAGAAGAGAAGAAACAAAAGGAGAAACAGGAGAAAGCAGAAUUCCGAAAGUUUCAUCAACAACAA
Leptinotarsa decemlineata (Colorado potato beetle) is the source of this 536-nucleotide messenger RNA. RefSeq lists its product as uncharacterized. The record is from RefSeq and is a predicted model, not a curated record. NCBI's taxonomy places the organism in Eukaryota, Metazoa, Arthropoda, Insecta, Coleoptera, Chrysomelidae.